UUUAAAAUAGCUAGAAAAUUGUGAAAAAUAACAAAAAUAUCUUUAAUUUCAGUUAAAAAAAUAAAAGAAAUCUCAUUAUUGUAGUUAAGUGAAAAUAGAAAGUUAAAAAAAUCAUUUAAAAAGUGUGAUUUAUAUAAAGAAAUUUGCUACAAUAUGGGCAAUACUGAUUCAAAGUUAAACUUUCGCAAAGCCAUUGUCCAAUUGACGCAAAAACAUCAAAAGAUCGAUGCUGAUGACCCAUUUUGGGAUCAAUUUUGGUCGGGUCAUCAAACAUCGCUGGAGGAUGUAUUCGCCUUGGUUACGGCAGCCGAGAUACGUAAUAUACGCAAUGAAAAUCCUGCCAAUUUGGCCACCUUAUGUUAUAAGGCUGUGGAGAAACUUGCGGAGGCGGUAGAUAGUAGUUGUCGUACCCAAGCCGAACAGCAAUGUGUUUUAAAUUGUGUACGUUUGCUGAUACGCAUAUUGCCCUAUAUAUUUGAAGAUGAUAAAUGGCGUCAUUUUUUCUGGAGCAGUUUGCCUGCUAGCCAAGACAAGCCACAACAAAAGCCCACGGUGGGUGGUGGGGAGGUGGAUGAUGCUGAACGUGAAUAUUUGGCAGCACAAAAUCAUACUGUGCCCUUGGCUCAAUCUUUGUUAAAUGCUGUUUGUGAUUUGUUAUUUUGUCCAGACUUUACGGUGACUGCCACCCGCCGUCCUGGCCCCGAUAAGGCGGAGGAAUUGGCCAAUAUUGAUAGCUGUGAAUAUAUAUGGGAGGCGGGUGUAGGUUUUGCCCACUCACCACCCAAAAAUGCUCAUAUGGAGCGUAGGCGCACGGAAUUGUUAAAAUUACUUCUCACCUGUUUCUCGGAGCCCAUGUAUCGUACACCGCAGCCCACAGAGGAACCCAAUAAAUGGAUAGCUUAUUUUACUUCGGCCGAUAAUCGCCAUGCCUUGCCCUUGUUUACUUCUUUUUUGAAUUCCGUAUGCAGCUAUGAUCCCGUAGGUUUUGGUGUGCCCUACAAUCAUCUACUCUUUACUGACACCACGGAACCUUUAGUGGAGGCUUGUUUGCAAAUUUUAAUAGUUACUUUAGAUCAUGACAUGAUUAUGCAGCAACAGCAAUUGCAGCAGCAUCAAUUGGAACUGCAAAGACAUGUUAAAGGAGGCAGUUCCGCCGCUUUAGCUCCCACUGCUUACGAUGAUGUUUGUGGUGAUAAUCUUUUUAUCAAUUAUCUCUCUAGAGUUCAUCGCGAUGAGGAUUUUCAUUUUAUUUUAAAGGGCAUUACACGUUUGCUUAAUAAUCCUUUGGUGCAAAACUAUUUACCCAAUUCCACCAAACGUUUGCAUUGUCAUCAGGAACUUUUGAUAUUGUUUUGGAAAAUUUGCGAUUACAAUAAGAAAUUCUUGUAUUUUGUUUUGAAAAGUUCAGAUGUUUUGGAUAUAUUGAUACCAAUUCUUUAUCAUUUAAAUUAUUCAAGAGCAGAUCAGUCAAAAGUGGGUCUCAUGCAUAUAGGAGUGUUUAUUCUUUUGUUAUUAUCCGGGGAACGUAAUUUUGGUGUGCGUCUGAAUAAACCCUAUACCGCCACCGUGCCCAUGGAUAUACCCGUUUUUACCGGUACUCAUGCUGAUCUUUUGAUUACUGUAUUCCACAAAAUCAUCGCCACCGGACAUCAAAGACUACAGCCUUUAUUUGACUGUUUGCUUACCAUUCUGGUUAAUGUUUCUCCUUAUUUGAAGACUUUAUCCAUGGUGGCCAGUGUUAAACUAUUGCAUUUACUAGAGGCCUUUAGUACUCCCUGGUUUCUGCUAUCCGCCCCCAGUAAUCAUCAUUUGGUAUUCUUUUUAUUGGAAAUCUUUAAUAACAUCAUACAAUACCAAUUUGAUGGCAAUUCCAACUUGGUUUAUACGAUUAUACGUAAGCGGCAUGUUUUCCAUGCUAUGGCCAAUUUACCCUCCGACAUGGCGGGGAUAUCUAAGUGUUUAAGUGGACGUAAAGUGGGUAAAUUUAAUUUACCUCCAGUUAGGCAAAAGAGGUUAACAACAGUGGUGCAAAAUUUCAAUUCUCCUUUGCCGCAUAGUGUCGAAGAUGAGGAGGAGGAUGAAGAUGAUAUUGACGAAGAAGAUGAGGAGGAAAUAAAGAAAGUAUGUGCUAAAAGGACUAACAAUGAAGAGCCUAAUUUAAGCUUAGUCGAGGAAUCGGAGACAGAGUCACAUACUCAACAAGGAGAACAGCAAAUGGAGGGUGCUUUUCCCGCUUUGCCCGCAGAACCGGGUACUUUAAAAGCCUCACUACCCGAUACACCGGGUAUUAAUCAAAUGACUGAGCGUGAGCAGGCUCAUCCAGGUUCGGUAGAUCAAACACCCACCAUAGAUGGCACCUCUGACAUUGUACGUUUUGAUAAAAUUAACGAAAGAUCUCCUUCAGAAUCUAGAACUGUCAGUCCCAAUGGUCAUGUGGAGAACGCCGACGAAAAAUCACCCUUUAGUCGCCUUUCAGUGGCUCAUCGUGGCAGCAUACGUAUGGUACAUCAACCUUCGACAGAAGUAUGGACUCCUACUCCUGAAUGGAUUGUAUCUUGGCGCUCGAAAUUACCCUUACAAACCAUUAUGCGUUUGCUGCAGGUCCUCGUACCGCAAGUAGAGAAAAUCUGCAUCGAUAAGGGUCUCACCGAUGAAUCGGAAAUUUUGAAAUUUUUACAACAUGGCACUCUAGUGGGUCUACUGCCCGUACCUCAUCCAAUACUCAUACGCAAGUAUCAGGCAAAUGCUGGCACCACCGCCUGGUUCCGUACCUAUAUAUGGGGUGUGAUAUAUUUGCGUAACGUGGAGCCCGCCAUAUGGUAUGAUACAGAAGUGAAAUUAUUUGAAAUCCAAAGAGUCUAAAUGUUGAAUAACAAGAAUAGUUUAGGAGGUAAGCGAUAUCUAUAUAUAAACGACGAUAAACUACACAUAAACAAAAAGAAUAGCAUUAAACUAGAUUUCUUCUGCUGGGAAAUUAAAGAAAUAAAUCGUUCGGUUCUAUUUCAAUUUUAGUUCAGUUCUAGAUUAGUUCUGGUUCAGUUCUUGUUCGGUUCUAGUUCAGUUCUAGUUUUGUUCUA
Molecule: messenger RNA, 3077 nt
Organism: Lucilia cuprina (Australian sheep blowfly)
Lineage: Eukaryota; Metazoa; Arthropoda; Insecta; Diptera; Calliphoridae
Product: protein HID1
Exons: 2
Coding region: 154-2862 (902 amino acids)
Cellular component (GO): Golgi trans cisterna; Golgi medial cisterna; membrane
Source: RefSeq, a predicted model, not a curated record